Molecule: messenger RNA, 684 nt
Organism: Stereum hirsutum FP-91666 SS1
Lineage: Eukaryota; Fungi; Basidiomycota; Agaricomycetes; Russulales; Stereaceae
Exons: 7
Coding region: 1-633 (210 amino acids)
Source: RefSeq, a predicted model, not a curated record
AUGAUCUCUCUCCUCGCCUUCUUGGCAGCCAUCUUCAUGGCCACUGCUUGCGUUGAUGGUGCGAAACUUCCUGUCAGGCAGACCAACGCCGACCGCCUUCGUCGCAACCUCGGCCCUCUAGCCCCUGUCAAGAGGACACCCACCCCCAUCAUCGCUGCUAGGCAAGCUGCCGCAUCUGCAGGCACAACGCAAGGACGCGCCGAGAUUACUCUGGCCGACGGUACUGUGCUCGGCCAUCUUUCUGCUGACGAUCCGAGUCAAGUCAUUGCCGAUAGCGGUUCCACAAGGCGCCGUCGUGCUGCUGCCAGCGGGGACGUCGUGCUGAAGUUUGUCGAGGGCACCGUCAACGGAAGUUUGUUGGCUCAGAACGCCAACUAUUCGCCGCCAUACAUCGGCCAGACUGACGCUGAACUUACUGGCCUCAUCCCGUUCACAAAUGUCGCAGAAGGCGAUUUCUCCAUGAUCUGGACGCUGAACUCAACCAGCGGGGCUCUCUCUGCUCAAUGGACGAACCCUGACGGGAGCAAGCCGUCUACGUACAUCCUUUAUUCCAAGGCCAAAACCCAACUCGCCUUCUCCAACACCGACAAAGUGACCGGAGCUGAAGUAGUGACACUGUCACUCAGCGUUUAAAACCCUCGCGGCCCCCUCUGUUAUCUUCUGCAUGACCUCGUCUUAAAAGCC